UCGUUACAAGACAGAAAUGGAUGGAGGUGCUGGUGGAGGUUUGAUUAAAGUUGUGUUUUAUUGUACAGUUUAUGCGAAUUCAGAAGCACAUUGAAAUAAAAGAAACAUGUCUGGAAGUAGUGAUUGUGAGGAAUUUUAUGAUGCAGAAGAUUUGACACCAAAUCGUUCUUCAAGGAAAGGCAAAGGAAGCAGGGAAGUACAAAUUGCACGAACGGAUUCAAGCGAUAAUGUGUCGGCAAAAGAGAAUGAACCAGAAGUAAAACCAGACCUAGAAGAUGACAGUGCUGACCUACCUGAAGUUCCACAAGAGUGUGUUGUAUCUGCCUUGGAUAAAAAUGAAAGUGUUGAUAUGGAGAAGAAAAUUACUGGAAACCAAGGCCGUCGUCGGUUCCAGGAGCUUCGACAGAGAAUGCAAACAGAUGAUGAAGAUACAGGGCUAAACAAUACUUCACCUCCAGAUAGCCAGACUUCAUCAGUUGAAGGAGUAUUUGCUGUACCAAGCAAGACAUCGCAUCCAUUCCGUAUUAUUGAACAUGAUACUGUGAGCCUUCAGAGCAUGACGUCACUUGGGCGUGUGGGCAGAAUACUCGGAGGCUCCAUUGAUAAUACAGUUGGCACUAUUGGCCGUGACAGUGCGACAUUACCACCAGCUGUGUUGUCUACAACAUCAGGUGGGAAAGAUGAUGAUUCAUUGCCAGAAACUGCAUCCUUAACGUCACAGAGUUCGCAUAACUUAUCUACUGAUUCUGCUCUGGCAGCAGCACAGAAAUAUCCUAAAAAUGACAGAGAAGGAACAUCAAAAAUUUCUCAGUCAUUUGAAAAAGAUGAAGCGUCACAGUCAUUACUAGUUACUGUUCCUUUGCAAGAGCCGGACGUAAUAGCAAGCACAAAGAACACAAACACUUGUAAUAACAUUAAUGGGAAGAGCUUUGAUGGAGGUCUAGAAUCAUCUGUCCCGGUUCCAGUUGCGCCGCCAAGACGAAAGAAGAAAAGUAAACCCCAGACACCAAGAAAUCUCACUCCACCACCACCCACAGAAGAAGCAUAUCCACAGUCAUCACCUCUUCCAAGCCCAGCCAGCACAAUUGAGUCAUUGACGCGAGAGUUUGAACAUUCAUUAGACAUUAGGUCUGCAACCAAAGGGCAGUAUGUGGUGAAACCACAAGAUGAAGACCGUGCAAAAGCAGAAGGUCCAUCAUCUGAAGAGCUUGAGCGAUUGGAAAGACUUAAGGCUGAGCUCUUAAGUGCUAAUUCAAGUCAGGCAUCUGGAAGUCCAGUAGGCUCUAUCAGUAGCAGCAGCAUUGGUCGUACAAGUGGGGGCACUCGUAAGAAAGGGCUGAGUCCAAGAGGUUCAAAAGAGAGAAGGCGAUCAGCUGGUGAUGAACAAGGAAUGAUGUCACAGUUAAAUAUGCUUGUGAGAACACGAACUGACUCUGGAAAACAGCUUAGUGAUUUGGAAAUCUUGGAACAAGUAACAGUUCUUAACCUGGAUACAGGAGAACGUGUGCCACUAAGUAUAGCUGAGGACAAGUUACCCCAGUGCAUCAACCCACUCUCCUUGCAUAUUAUGCGGCUCACAUCUGAGUAUGUGAGCAACUCAAGUUUGGAGAAGGGGGAAAAGGAAUCAGAUGAGGAGAGUGUGGAUAGUAAGAAAUUGGAAGUACCAUCUGGUGAGGAGGUUGAUGUUAAUAAAAUAAGUCGUGCAGCGCAGCUGAAAAAGAUUUUUGGUUCAAAGUUGAAGAAGACAAUGAACAAGGCAAAAUCAAUUGCUCAGGAAGUCUCCCAUGCUCGUCACAAGGAAGAUGUAAUGGAUAUUGUGGAUGAUGUUUAUCCCGGGGAGCAAUAUAUUAAGUUAAAAGCAUCAGGAAGUCAUAAGGGCCCUUAUGAAUUUGAUAGCUUGCAGCAUGUUCAGGAUCUUGUUGGAGAGCAUGUUGGUCCAGUUUGGUGCAUGAAAUUCUCUUCCUGUGGGCGGCUUCUGGCUACAGCUGGUCAGGAUCAAGUUCUGCGCAUAUGGGUAGUCCGAAAUGCCUUUGCCUACUUCCAGGACAUGCGGACAAAAUAUAAUGCUGAGAAGGUUUCACCAACACCAUCUCAAGAAUCAUUGGUCUCACAACAUUCAGCUGAAGAUCCAAAUGCUGCAUAUGCUGAUCUAAAAAGUGAUGACCAAAGUCCAUUUAUGCCCAAACCAUUCUGCACUUACACUGGUCAUACAUCUGACUUACUGGAUGUAUCAUGGUCAAAGAAUUAUUUUGUUUUAUCAUCGUCAAUGGACAAAACUGUAAGACUGUGGCAUAUAUCAAGGAAAGAGUGUCUGUGUUGUUUCCAACAUAUUGAUUUUGUGACAGCCAUUGCUUUUCACCCUCGGGAUGAUCGGUACUUCCUAAGUGGGUCCUUAGAUGGGAAGUUGCGUCUGUGGAACAUACCUGACAAGAAGGUGGCCGUGUGGAAUGAGGUAGAUGGCCAGACUAAACUCAUCACUGCAGCCAAUUUUUGCCAAAAUGGUAAAUUUGCAGUUGUGGGAUCAUAUGAUGGUCGUUGCAUUUUCUACAACACUGACCAACUUAAGUACCACACACAGAUACACGUCCGGUCAACACGAGGAAAAAAUUCGACUGGGCGGAAGAUCAGCGGGAUUGAACCAAUGCCAGGUGAAGAUAAGAUUUUGGUCACUUCCAAUGAUAGCCGAAUUAGAUUAUAUGACCUCCGUGACCUCAAUCUCUCUUGCAAAUACAAAGGUUAUGUAAAUGUAAGCAGUCAGAUAAAGGCCAGCUUUAGUCAUGAUGGUAAGUAUAUUAUUAGUGGGUCUGAAAAUCAGUGUAUCUACAUCUGGAAGACCCAUCAUGAUUACUCAAAAUUUUCAUCAGUUCGACGGGACAGAAAUGAUUUCUGGGAAGGAAUCAAAGCACAUUGUGCAGUGGUUACAUGUGCUGUAUUUGCUCCAAACCCAGAUAACAUCAUUCGACAGAUCAAGGAGCAAGAGGGAACAGCAGAUGCUAGCCAGAACCUGCGUGUGGAAGAUCCUGUGGUAGCUCAACGUACCAAAGGUUGUGGGGGUUAUGUUCUUAUUAGUGCUGACUUUAAUGGCUGCAUCAAAGUUUUCCUUAAUAAAAUGAAACCAAAACACAGUUCAUUACCAGCCUCAGCUCUGGCCUAGGCAUUUAAUAGAUAUUUUUUGGAGGGUCCAUAUGAUUAUGGACCUAGCACUUAACAUGUUGUAUACAGCUUUUUCUGUCUCUGUGAAUAACUUGCUCAAAUAAUAAACUUACAGCUACCAUAAUUUAAUAUGUAUAGAACAUAGACAUGAAGCUUUCAUCUCAUAUGAAACUGAUUUUUGAGCUCAGAAUAACUUACAGUUCAAGCUGUAUGAAGAGGUUAUUAUACAAGUUACAUCUUUAUUUACCUCUGUUCAAAAAUAUAUUUUCAGUAUAAAAUAACAUAAAUUCUCAUUGAGUGCUGGGUGUGAUGAAUUCAAAGAAUUUUGUGUUAGGUAUUAUACAAGGCAGAGUCAGUAAAUAGGUCACUAAUGGAAGUUAAACGUCUUUAAUGGACGUAAUAGGUUUUCUGUGUAUCAUUAGAUAGCAGCACAGCCCAGCUUCAUGAGAGUCUAGGUAGCAGACGUUCAUGCUCAUAUUCAGAUUCUGGUUUCAGUAGUGAAAAUGGCGAACGUGCUUGAGGAGUGUACUACCAAAGAGCAGAGUUCUGUUUUGGGCUUUCUGUGGGCAAAAGGGCUCAAUGCAAAGAAUAUUCAUAAAGAAAUGUUUCCUGUUUAUGAUUGGACGCCUUUGUGAAGUAAAGCAGUUCCACUUUGGUGGCAAAUAUUUCACUGAUGGCGAAGAGGUUGAAAUGGAGAUGUGAAUGUGGCAGAGACAACAGUCAAAAAGACUUCUGUGCUGUGGGUUAGUUUAUCAACGUUCGUGGAUGCUAUCGUCACGUAUAGGGUGGUACGUUUGACGAGAAUGACGGGUUCUUGUUCGGAUGAUUGGAUUUAUUAGCACCUUGGUUACAAUCUCUCUUAAUCACACUUAAAUUACAGUACUAUCGCUGGUUCCAUACACACUAGUCCUAUCCUGGUAAUGCAAUUGAAACACCGGAACAAGCCCUUCAAAUCGCUCCGAAUAUUACACAUGAAUAAAGUCUUCUAAUCACACAUGAAGCCUUCAUAAGACAAACUUUCACCGAGAACUCCCUCACUGACACUUGAAAAUUGAAAUCUAUUCUGUCUCUGUCAUUAUAUAGCCUCUGCAUCAACCACACAGAAAACAGCCUCUAUUGUUGGAGAGGAAUAUUUACUGCGACAUUGCAUAGGCACGGACUCCAUAGAAAGCCAGUCAUGUGAUAGCUAUCUCGUUAGCCCAUUGGUGCGCUGACUGUUGCCCAGCAAAAACUAUAGACAUUCAUCCUAUUGUUGAGUGCGCUUAUGUGACUGAAGGUUGUUUGCAGGUCAUUGCCUAGAAACGCUCUGGUCAUCCAUGUUACAAUAUGUUGAGAUUUUUAUUGUGUGUGGGGUGGGGGGGGGGGUUCCAGUAUCACAUGUUCUACGUUUUAUAUCCAUCUGUGACCAACUUACUGACUCCCUCAUAGUAUUAGGUGUUAUAAUAAUUUUUUCAAAAUACUGUGUAAUUUGAACUGAGUCUUGGAGUGAAGGUUGUAUGUGACUGUUGUGUUUUAUUUCUUAUGAAAAUUUAAUUAUUUUAUAUUUUGUACAGUGUAUUGAUUGUGAUCAGCUAUUACCAUCACUAAUAGCAUGACUUCUCAGCAGUCCAGGCACUUAAUUCAUUAGGAUGGAAGAUGUUUUAGUUAGAUAGUUUCCAAAAAGCUCAGACUAAAAUGUGUGAAUUGACAGUAAUUAUGAAUUCAGGUUUGAGCAUUUAUUGCAAUAUUUCCUCAAGAUGAAAUAUAGUUACACACAUUAGUAAAAAUAUUUAUGAAUUAUGAAGAGUAGAAUAUAAAAUUAACAGGGAAUGCAGCUGGGUACAUCUGAAGUUUUGCAGCAAAUGUGAGAACAUUGUGAUUGUAAAUAUUCUUACUGGCAGAGCUUUGCUGACUUCGGCUGUCCUACCGGUAAUAGUGCUCAGUCUUCCCUGUAAUAAUUUUUUAUUCUUUAACAUUCGUUCGGAAGUUAUAAUUGUAUCUAUUAUUAAUGUAAAAUAUUUUGAUUUAUUGUAUAUUUUUAUUAUUAUGAACUUUUAAAAUGAAUUGUAUUGCUCAAAUUCAAGCCCCAUAAAAUACCAUUUGCCCUGCUUUUAAGAAGUUUGUUUUGUUUAUAGUGUAUAUAAUAGUAGGUUUAUGCAAAAUGUUGUGCACAUAGUCUGUUAAAAAGAAGAUGUCAUGCUACAUAGAUGCUGUAUAUAUAAUCCCUAUAUUUAUAAAGUGUAACAGCUGACUUUCCACAACUGUAUAACACCAAAAUGCAAUUUAAUAAACAAAAAUGUCAUUCCGA
This is a messenger RNA of Cryptotermes secundus, 5440 nucleotides long. Its product is annotated as WD repeat-containing protein 44. Gene Ontology annotation, molecular function: protein binding. Lineage: Eukaryota; Metazoa; Arthropoda; Insecta; Blattodea; Kalotermitidae. The record is from RefSeq and is a predicted model, not a curated record. The transcript is spliced from 8 exons. Bases 107 to 3154 code for a protein of 1015 amino acids.